GACUCUUGGAAUCAUUCUUGAUUGCAUCAACACAAUUAGGAGCUGAGGAAAGAAACAAAUAGAAACAGGAAGCUGCACAAUAAACAAAAAACAGACCUAAAACUGAGAGACCAGACAGGAAGCCAUGUGUUUUUAUCAGAUUGUUGACAAACUGACCAGCCACUGGAAUCGCAAGAGAAAGAUAAACAGGUCAGAAAACUAUUUGCACUCAGUCUAGUGACAACAAGAACUUUUUGCACACAACAGCUUCAAGUCAUCAUGGGUAACACAGAAUCUGGCAUUGACAUCAUGGAUAUAGACACCAAGGGUGCAUCACCGGUGACUGCCAGUCAAGACAAAUUAACCGUAAAGGGGGUUGAAGCCUCUAAAAAACUGGCUGCAGCUGAUUUCGUCCGGAUGGAGAAAUACAAGUGUAAAAUCUUCAAAGUUGCCAAAGAAAAGGACGUGGACCCAGCUCUGAUUGCUGCCAUCAUAUCCAGAGAGUCCAGAGCCGGACACACUUUGUUGAAAGGAUGGGGCGACCACGGCAAUGGUUUUGGCCUCAUGCAGGUUGACAAGCGCUAUCACACUCCAGUAGGUGCAUGGGACAGUGAACAGCAUCUCACACAGGCUACGGAGAUACUCAUUGACUUCAUUAGGAAAAUUAAAGAAAAGUUUCCUAGAUGGUCCCUUGAGCAAUGUGUUAAAGGUGGAAUAGCAGCCUACAAUGCUGGUGUGAAUAAAGUGAAGUCAUAUGAGGACGUGGAUGAGGGCACCACAGGCCGUGAUUAUGCCAAUGAUGUUGUUGCCCGAGCCCAGUGGUUCAAAACUGUAAAAGACGGUUACUUGUUAUAAUCACCACUAUAUAUACCUUCAUUAACAUCAUUAUAAAUCAUAUUCCAUAUUUUCCAACACUGAUUGUUUUGACUCAUGAUUCUUGUUUUUUUUUUUUUUUUCUUGCUCUUUCUUGCUCUUCAGUGUUUGGACUCUCAAUAAUGACUUCAAACCACACUUGAAUGAGCUAAACUGAACUGAACUCAAACA
Danio rerio (zebrafish) is the source of this 1023-nucleotide messenger RNA. The record is from RefSeq and is a predicted model, not a curated record. NCBI's taxonomy places the organism in Eukaryota, Metazoa, Chordata, Actinopteri, Cypriniformes, Danionidae.